This is a messenger RNA of Ipomoea nil (Japanese morning glory), 878 nucleotides long. RefSeq names its product CASP-like protein PIMP1. The transcript is spliced from 4 exons. The coding region runs from base 28 to 612 and encodes 194 amino acids. Lineage: Eukaryota; Viridiplantae; Streptophyta; Magnoliopsida; Solanales; Convolvulaceae. The record is from RefSeq and is a predicted model, not a curated record.
AUACAGCUCUUAAGAUCAGAUAGAUAAAUGGGUAAUUGGGAAAAGGUCAAUCUUGCACUGAGAAUACUUUCCUUUGCCAGCCUCGUGGUUUCCAUCAUCUUCUCCCUCACCUCCACCUCCGGCAACAACUGCGACAACAACAAUAACAACUACUUUCCAACCUCCGGCGACAACAACAACAACUGCGACAACAACGAUAACAACUACUACCCCUUCGAUUUUGACGUCAAAAUCAAGCUCAACUUCAAGGACUUUUACGCUUAUCGUUACACGCUGUCUGUAAAUGCAAUUGGAACCGUCUAUUCUUUCAUCCAAUUUGUGUUAGCGAUAGUAGGGAUGAAAUCCGACGACGAUAAAUCUUCAGAUGCACUGGUUAAGGCUAAUCCGUAUCUCGAUCAGGUGAUGGCCAUCCUACUGGGGACAGGAGCGGCGGCGGGAUUUGGUCUUACGUUGGACUUGAAACACCUUCGUUGUGGUUCAACCAUCACCAGAAGUUUUCUUAACAAAAUGACUGUAGCUUCUGUGUUUUGCGCCGGAGGAUUUGGAUUCACCGCCGCAUCAUCCUUUGUCUCUCUCAAAAUUUACGAGGAAGAGAUGGAUGUUUGUUGUUAGUUAUUACGUGAUAAUAAUUUUGAUUGACGAGAAAGUCCGUAAUUACUACUGAAUAUGCGUUUUGGAUUUUGGGUAGUGGUCAAAAGAUUACAAAGAGUGGCUGCUCAUAGUUGACCAGUAAAUCGAGAAUGCCAAGAAGUUAAAUUAGAACUUUGUGAUUUCCCAACCAAUUUGGUUGAGGUUGUACCCGACAUUAGGAUAAUAAUUGUAUGUAAAGCAUGAAGAGAUAAUAUCAUAAUAAAAUUAUCUAAUAAUUUUCACAUUUA